Molecule: messenger RNA, 5697 nt
Organism: Homalodisca vitripennis (glassy-winged sharpshooter)
Lineage: Eukaryota; Metazoa; Arthropoda; Insecta; Hemiptera; Cicadellidae
Product: TELO2-interacting protein 1 homolog
Exons: 23
Coding region: 239-4450 (1403 amino acids)
Biological process (GO): chromatin remodeling
Cellular component (GO): cytoplasm
Source: RefSeq, a predicted model, not a curated record
GAUAAAAUAAAUUUGAACUAACCUCUUUUAGCGUAUUAUGUUAUAAUAAUUGUUAUAUAUUAAAUCCGUAUAUGUAAGCAGACAAGAACAAUCAAAUAUUUUAAUCAAACUAUUGGUUGAUACCUGAAGUUAUUAUAGCUGGAAAUAAAACAACUGUUGUUAACGUUAGUUGUAUAUUGUUUACUACUUAUCUAUAUCUGUACUGUACCAAGUGAAGGUUUAACUUGCAGUUAUUAAUAUGGAUAAUCUGAAUAAUGCUGUGUUUUCGUCACUUAAACCAGUAUGUGAUCGGUUGAUUAUUAAUGUUUGUGAGCAAACAAUCAAUGACUUAAAACUUCUCUUACCAACACUACCUUCAAAAGCAAUCCAGAGGUUCCAAAGUUAUAUUAGUUUUCCGAUUGAAGUUAAUCUGCUCAAGACUUCAAAUUCACAGCACAAGCAGAUGCUUGUUGAGACCUUAACGCAGCUGUUCAAUCAUUCCCGUAUAGAUUCUGCAACUACACUGUUUAGACUGUGUACGCUCCUUUUACAACAAGUGAUUACAAAAGACAAAAUUGCAGUAUCAGAUGUGUCAGAAGAACUGAAGCUGAGCGUGGUGAGAUGUAUAAACCGGUUGUGGCUCUCUUCCAUGUCGGAAGUUCUGUACAAUGUCUACAGCCGAGCCUCCUACCCCCAGCUCAGUCCUGUGGUCUUUAUGUUGGUUCAGCUUGCCAGGAACGAGAAGUUGAUACAACUUAGGGUGGAAGCUCUGGAGACUCUUCUGGUAUUAUGCCACGUCAACGACUCAGUCGACAAUGCCGAUGUUGAGAUGAUGCAGCGAGCGCAGAAUGUUGUGAUGCUGAUGUUACCUGGCAUCGUAACCUGCUGCAAUAGCAUCGCUGCCGAGCCCAACACUCAGAAUCAUAAAAUCACUGUUGCCAAUAUCAGGCUGUGGGGCAGUGUGGUAGGACUGGUCAUGGCGGACGGUGAGAUGACAGCAGAAGUGGUGGAGGGAGAGGAGACACCCCUCUCUGGUGGCACACAAGUGGAGAGGGUGCAGCAGCUACAACGACAACUGCGGACUGAGGCAUGGCUGCGAGACACUGCGGAGCGGUUGACUGUGGUCACUGAGGUACUGCUGCGCUACCAGACCCACACACACUGGCAGGUCCGACUGCAACUAACAAAGGCUGUUACCCACCUGCUGGCGAGAUGUUCUCAGAACAUGGCUGGCUCCACUGGGUGUUUUGUGUGCUGCCUGAUAGUGCUAUCAGAAGAUGAUAUGGCAGAAGUGUAUGGGCCCGCACGUCAGUCACUCGCAGAGCUGUCUAGCAAGCUGCAAGACGACACAGGUCAACCACUGCUCCAGCAGGUUCAGUCGGCCUUCUUCAACCUCCUCACUCGCGCCCCUCGGAUCAUGCAAGGCACUGACGAAGGCAGCCAACUGACGUGUAUGAGCCUGCUGGUGGGCUACCUGAGGUUACAGGACAGUAGGCUGCCACAUGUGCUCAGUUCUGGCCCCUUUCUGUACCGUCUGCUGGUCACUCUGGUCCAUGUGUCCCACCUCGAGACCAGCCACGUCAGUCUACUCGAGGAAUGUGCCAUCCGAGGGUUACAGGACAGUAGGCUGCCACAUGUGCUCAGUUCCGGCCCCUUUCUGUACCGUCUGCUGGUCACUCUGGUCCAUGUGUCCCACCUCGAGACCAGCCACGUCAGUCUACUCGAGGAGUGUGCCAUCCGAGAGGUAGAGACAGACACUGUAGUCUAUGAGCCGUGGAAGCAGUUCAAGUACUGUGACAGUUCCCAGAAGGUGUGCAAACUACAAGAUGUGUGCAGUGUGUUACGUGAAUAUGCAGAUCUCCACACCGUCUUACAUGCUCUCCUGGACCUGCUGAAUUCCAACCCUGAGUACACCAAAGAGAUAAUCCUCCUUAUCAACUACAUUGCUGCUGGAGGUGGAGCAAACUCUAUGGAGAUACAUUCUGCUUUAGUCACAACUGUGGUCAAUGUGUACAUUCAGCCGAGGUUGAGGGAUGUUCCGAUGGCAGUCAGUAGUGCCACUGCAAUGGUGGAGGCACAGAGUAACGUAAUUCAGGUUUCCCUGUUGGCGGAAGGGCUCGGUUUGUUUAGUCUUGCUGUGGGAGGCCAGAACUUCUCCCGUUCCUUGUUGAGAUGUCUCUACUUUCUCCUAGAGUGCGCUGGCUCCCCCCUCCACCCCCUUGCCUGUGCAGGGUUAUCAGCUGUACAAAAUGUGGCCAGGGCGUGUGUGGGUGGUGGUGUUACGGAACUGGUCUGUGCCAACGUGGGUUACCUGUCACAUCACAUCACAUUGCGACUGAGGCGGGCUAACCACAAUCCUGGUGUGCAAGCAUGCUGUAUCUGUUACAGGAUUAUCAGCUGUACAGAAUGUGGCCAGGGCGUGUGUGGGUGGUGGUGUUACGGAACUGGUCUGUGCCAACGUGGGUUACCUGUCACAUCACAUCACAUUGCGACUGAGGCGGGCUGGUUAUCAGCUGUACAGAAUGUGGCCAGGGCGUGUGUGGGUGGUGGUGUUACGGAACUGGUCUGUGCCAACGUGGAUUACCUGUCACAUCACAUCACAUUGCGACUGAGGCGGACUAACCACAAUCCUGGUGUGCAAGCAUGCUGUAUCUGUUACAGGGUUAUCAGCUGUACAGAAUGUGGCCAGGGCGUGUGUGGGUGGUGGUGUUACGGAACUGGGUUAUCAGCUGUACAGAAUGUGGCCAGGGCGUGUGUGGGUGGUGGUGUUACGGAACUGGUCUGUGCCAACGUGGAUUAUCUGUCACAUCACAUCACAUUGCGACUGAGGCGGGCUAACCACAAUCCUGGUGUGCAAGCAUGCUGUAUCUGUUACAGGGUUAUCAGCUGUACAGAAUGUGGCCAGGGCGUGUUUGGGUGGUGGUGUUACGGAACUGGGUUAUCAGCUGUACAGAAUGUGGCCAGGGCGUGUGUGGGUGGUGGUGUUACGGAACUGGUCUGUGCCAACGUGGAUUAUCUGUCACAUCACAUCACAUUGCGACUGAGGCGGGCUAACCACAAUCCUGGUGUGCAAGCAUGCUGUAUCUGUUACAGGGUUAUCAGCUGUACAGAAUGUGGCCAGGGCGUGUGUGGGUGGUGGUGUUACGGAACUGGGUUAUCAGCUGUACAGAAUGUGGCCAGGGCGUGUGUGGGUGGUGGUGUUACGGAACUGCAUGCUGUAUCUGUUACAGGGUUAUCAGCUGUACAGAAUGUGGCCAGGGCGUGUGUGGGUGGUGGUGUUACGGAACUGGUCUGUGCCAACGUGGAUUAUCUGUCACAUCACAUCACAUUGCGACUGAGGCGGGCUAACCACAAUCCUGGUGUGCUCAGUGUUUUGUCUGUCGUCAUGAGACACACCUCUAUACAAGUUCUGCCGAGUCUUCAUGAGAUUGUGGAAGAUGUUUUGGUGCAAAGCUGCGAUGAAUUUCAAGAAUCAAAUGCUAAUGGCUUUCUACGAGUUUUCCUCACGUUUCUCACUUGUCUAAGACGAUGGCAGAGUGGAUCUAAAGGGGAAGAUUCCUGUGAAGAGCCUCAACAAAGUAAAACAAUUUUGGAGCAACUAUUGGAGUAUAAGAGAUGUCUGGAGGUUGCUGAGAAUCUGGAAGAUGAUGAAAAUCUGGAAGAAGAGAUCAAUGAGAAAAUGUUCACUUCUGAACAGUCAAGAAGUGAAGAAGAACCUCCAGAGGAAGAAGAAAGUAAACUCAAGAAAGUGAAGCCGAGUGUGAUGUUGGCAGUUGCAGUGUUGGAGAGGUCAUUACAUUUCCUGCCCUCUAAGGACGAGCAAAGACAGAUCCUGGUGUUGGAUAUCUUAACAGAGGGAGUGUUGGUGCUGAGGUCAGAAGAAGAUCACCUCCUGCCAAUAGUCCACAAGAUCUGGUCACCUUUGGUAAAGAGAUUCCAAGUUUCAGAGACUCGACCGUUGGUCAUACACAGAGCAUUUGUGCUUCUCUCCACUCUUGGCAAUACUGCCCGGGACUUCAUUCGUAGUCGAACACUCAAACAGGUACUGCCAUCUCUGUGCAAAAUCCUACAAGACAGUGCAAGCCAGAGCUUGCUGAAGGACUCCGGGUCCGCUUAUCGCCUGACACAGCUGUACAAGCUACAGAGGACACUGCUGGAUGGGUUGGGACAGUUGGCCCUCGAUCUGUCUAUACAGGAGAGGCAGAUCUAUGACAUUCUGGAAGCUGCUAAAGAGUACCUCAGCGUACGUCAGCCUGCUCCAUUACAGGAGCUGUGCCAAAGUUUGUACCGGCAGCUGGCCUUCGUUCACAGAGACCUUGUGUGGCUUCAGCUCUCAUCUGUCUGGUCUCCGGUCUCUGAACUGAGGCACCCAUCCUCAGAGUUCUGCUUGAUAAAGUUGGACACUUGCUGCAGUGAAACUUCCGAGUUCAAGAGAAACGUGAGUGAGCUCCUGCAGGCCAUUGAUGGCUGACUCUCAUCAUCUGUGCUGCUCAAUCGGGAUAUUUCUAAAAUCUCGAUUUAAAAAUAUAGUGAUGGCUUACUUAUUUGAUUCUCCAAAGGUAUGGAAGCAUAGGCUUAGAUUUUAAAAUAUACCUUCACACAAAAGGCUGAGUAUUUAACUGACUAAUCGAUUACAUCGUAAAAUAUGAUCAGAAUUCACAUUUACUUGUAGGAUUCAAUGAUAUGUCGAGUUUAUUCCUUGUACUCAAAUUGCCACUUUCCCUCUUGUAAUACAGAGUAACGGACUAGAGUUGUUCGAAGAGCUGAGACAAACAAAAAGUUAUUAAAAAGACAUUUUACAUUAAGAAAUAAAUGAUAAAGUACUUAAUUCCUUACAUAACUGUACAUAUGUGAUGUUUGAGAACAUUAUGCUAUUUGUUAGUAAAUGUGUGAACAGUUGUUCUUUAACAUAAUCACUAUCUGUUCACACACACAUAUUGUGGAUUGUCUAACUUAUACAGUUAAAAGUAUUUUGGAAUUUAUGAUAAAAUUAUGGUUUAAAAGUAGUGAAUACUAGCUAUGAUAUCAUUUUAAAGGAGCAUUAACGAAACACCAUUAUAAUUCUUUUGAUAACACAACAAAAUUGACUAAUGAUAACCAAUUUGAAAGGAUAAUAUGAACAGACAGUAGGCUCUGUGUUGUUCUAAUUUUAGACCUUAAAACUAUAAGUUUUAUACUUGUAAAACUCAAAAUGAAAACAUAGAAUGUAUUGUUGGUAAUUAUACAUCAGUUCUUCAUUAUUUUGGCUUAAAAUGUAAAACUACUUUAAAUUUAUACUAACAUUUAUUGUUACACUUUAGUAGAAUCUGAAUGGAGUUAUAUAUAAAUGUGUUGGAAUGAUGUAGAAACAGUUUCACUAUUUUUAUUUUUAGUCUUAUACAAUUAUUUAUGAACAUUUCUUUUACACAAAAAGUCUUAUUUUUGCCCCUAAAAUAUGUUUUAGAAGUUGGUUGGUCACCUUCAGAUCUGAUUUAUAAUAAAAAUGUAUUUAUAUCAAAAUAAAGAUUUAAGUUAAAAAUAUUACUUCACACCAUUGUGAAGUGGUUUGAAAGGGAAGAAAUGUAUAUAACAGAAUUCAAGACAGUAACACAUUUGUAAAACGUUCAUCUGAUGGCAGUGUUUAAAUAAUAAGUUAUAUCUACAUAAAUUUAUAUUUUUAUACCCCGUUCGAAAGGUACUGUAAAUAUGUAGAAAUAAAAAUGGAAAAAUAUAAUGUAA